ACAAUCUAAAUUCCAAAUCCCAAAAUUUCACCAAUCUGAUUACGAAUUCUCUGGAUUCAAUGGCAUCCAACAAGAAAGCUUCCGAAGGAAUUGCCCUGCUCUCCAUGUACAACGACGAGGACGAUGAGGAAAUGGAGGAAAUGGAAGAAGAUGAUCAAGGGAGAGGUGGAGAAGAGCAACUGAAACAAGCAGAGUCGAAGGACAAUAUGCAGGAGGAUUCGGGACCUGUCGUUAACGAAACCAUGCCGCCGGUUCCUCGCGACAACUCCGUCCCUUCAAUACUACCUUUGUUUUCAGCUUCAGCAACCUCGCCGCAGCAAGAGGAAGUUGUUCCUUCAGAGACUAAAAGGAGUGGCACGGGGAGGUUGACCAUUGUUGACUACGGCCAUGAUGAAGUAGCGAUGUCACCUGAGAUCGAGGAAAGGGAACAUGGCAGCAGUGAUCAGGUGAUGUAUGGUGUGGAGCAUCAAACUGCUACUGGAAAAACGACUCCCGGAGCUGCUCAAUUGACUCCACAAUUAUCAGAUAUGGAACCAUCACAACCUGUUACCGUGAGUCACGCUGUUGGCGAGUCAGAAGCUAUAGAAGUCGAGGAAGCUGUUAAAGUUUCUGAAGAAGAUGCCGAUCUAUUGGACAAGUUUCUUCCACCACCACCACAAGCUAAAUGCUCAGAGGAGCUACAAAGGAAAAUAAAUAAAUUUCUCAAUUUGAAGCGAGCUGGAAAGAGCUUUAAUGCAGAGGUGCGUAACAGGAAGGACUAUCGCAAUCCUGACUUUUUGCUGCAUGCGGUGAGCUAUCAAGACAUUGAUCCGAUAGGAUCUAACUUCAGUAAAGAUGUGUUUGAUCCACAUGGAUAUGACAAAAGCGACUUCAUUGAUGAAAUAGAAGCUGAUAUGAAGCGUGAAAAGGAGAGAAAAGAACAAGAAAGCAAGAAGAAUCUGAAGCUUGAUUUUGUAGCUACUGGAUUUCAACCUGCACCCAAAGUGAACAUGCCUAUUGCAGGUGCUUCUGCUGGGGCUGCCAGUGCCUUGCACUCUGCUCCAACUGCAGCUGAUAAUGUUGCCCGAGGUGGUAGAAGCAAGAAGUCUAAGUGGGAUAAGGUGGAGGGGGAUCGGAGAAUUCCUCCUGCUGGAGGCCAGGAAUCUUUGUCUACUGUUGUAGCUCAUACUGCUGUUCCAUCAGCCACUAAUGCCAGUGGAUACGCAGCGUAUGCGCAGCAAAGACGACGGGAGGCAGAAGAAAAAAGAUCCACUGAAAAGAACAGAAGAUCCUAAGCCAUUCAUGUAAUGUUAUAGUUACAAUGUCACGUGGGAUUGUAAUCUUACAUUCAUGAUGUGUCAUUAAAUAAGUGAAUGCAUAUAAUAUCAUGAGUGGAUCCUUGGAUGAAAAGAGUCAAUCAUAUAAUGACAUGUCAUAAUUGCAAGCUUAUAAUGUCACGUGGCAUUGUAACUAUGUCAUUUUUGUAUCCCAAAACAUCAUUCAAUUUUAGUCAUAUUGUUUUAUUAAAUUGUAGCCACAGGUUUUCCACCUUUUUUGUACCCCAUAGUUAACUCACAUAAUUGUAGUUUCAAUAAUGCAGCAGUGAUAUAAACCUGUAAUUGCAUA
This is a messenger RNA of Rubroshorea leprosula, 1605 nucleotides long. The record is from the annotation of a GenBank genome assembly. NCBI's taxonomy places the organism in Eukaryota, Viridiplantae, Streptophyta, Magnoliopsida, Malvales, Dipterocarpaceae.